Molecule: messenger RNA, 639 nt
Organism: Vanderwaltozyma polyspora DSM 70294
Lineage: Eukaryota; Fungi; Ascomycota; Saccharomycetes; Saccharomycetales; Saccharomycetaceae
Gene: TIM23
Product: protein transporter TIM23
Exons: 1
Coding region: 1-639 (212 amino acids)
Biological process (GO): protein import into mitochondrial matrix
Cellular component (GO): TIM23 mitochondrial import inner membrane translocase complex; mitochondrial inner membrane
Molecular function (GO): transmembrane protein transporter activity
Source: RefSeq, a predicted model, not a curated record
AUGUCCUGGAUAUUCGGUGGUUCAAAUAACAAUCAAAAACAAGAACAAGAUGAUAAAUCGUUAGAAAAAAAUUUAGGUUUCGAUCCUUCUCAAUUGACUAACGUCUCAAACAUUAUAGGUACUUCUUCUUUAGAUCCUUCGAGAUUACAUCCUCUUGCUGGUUUGGAAAAAGGUGUAGAGUAUCUGGAUUUAGAAGAAGAACAACUAUCCACUUUAGAAGGUUCCCAAGGUUUGAUCCCUUCUCGUGGUUGGACUGAUGACUUAUGUUAUGGUACUGGUGCCGUUUAUUUACUAGGUUUGGGGAUCGGUGGUUCUUAUGGUUUCAUCGAAGGUUUGAAAAAUAUUACUCCAAAUUCUUCUGGUAAAUUACAGUUAAAUACAGUUUUAAACCACAUUACUAGGAGAGGUCCUUUCUUAGGUAACAGUGCCGGUGUCUUAGCAUUGACUUAUAACAUCAUCAACUCAUCAAUAGACUCAUUUAGAGGGAAACAUGAUACCCCAGGUGCCAUCCUUGCUGGUGGUUUAACUGGUGCUAUCUUUAAAUCUUCAAAAGGUUUAAAACCAAUGGCUUAUGCUUCAGGUAUGACUGCUGCCGCUGCUGCUUUAUGGAGUGGUGCUAAGGAUACUGUUUUGGAAUAA